CCACCCGUCUGCCACCUCAGCCCUUCGGCACCAAGGGCACGCGCCGAGCCCCCAUCGCGCAGAGCAUGGCGGACGCUCGCCAGGCGGAGCUGCUGGGCCUCGUCGAGGAAACCACGGCCGCCUCGCCCGCGCGCGGCCCCUGGCGCGGGCUGCAGCUUGGCGCCGCCGCGCUGCUGCUCCUGGGUGCGCUCACGGGCGCGGCGCACCUGGCCUUGGGCGCCGAGGCUCCGCACCCCCGCGCCACGGGCGCCCUGUUGGAGCUGACCGCGAGCGAAGGGGACACGAGCGCCCUCUUGGAGCUGGACGACACACAGCAGGCCGUGGUGAACAAGCUCAUCGACCGGCAGGUCGCGCUGGCGCAGACGGGCGCGGCGACCUCGUCCCCCACCAGGUCGGACUUCGAGGAGCUCGGCGGGACGCUGCCGGUCGCGGCAGACAGGGCUCUCAAGAGCCUGGACUCCUCUGCCAAACGGAAGCUCACGGGGCCCAGGGUGGGUUACUUGAGUCCUUUCCCCGAGGAGAUGGAGAGGACUGCCACUACCCAACGGGUGCCGAGAUCUCCUGCAUCUCGGGGUACCACUGCUGCGACUCGCUGCAGAUUGUAG
Prorocentrum cordatum is the source of this 605-nucleotide messenger RNA. NCBI's taxonomy places the organism in Eukaryota, Dinophyceae, Prorocentrales, Prorocentraceae. The record is from the annotation of a GenBank genome assembly.